Sinocyclocheilus grahami is the source of this 1063-nucleotide messenger RNA. RefSeq names its product biglycan-like. Lineage: Eukaryota; Metazoa; Chordata; Actinopteri; Cypriniformes; Cyprinidae. Gene Ontology annotation, molecular function: protein binding. The annotation marks the transcript as partial. The record is from RefSeq and is a predicted model, not a curated record. The transcript is spliced from 6 exons.
GUUUAGGUUACGUGCCAUAUGAUAUUCCUAAAGACACACUGCUGUUGGACCUGCAGAGCAACAGGAUCACAGAGAUCAGGGAGGGAGACUUUAAAGGAAUGAGCAACCUCUAUGCCCUGGUGUUAAGAUAUAACCAGAUCUCCAAAGUUCAUCCCAAGGCAUUCCUUCCUUUGAAGCGUUUGCAGAAAUUAUACAUCUCCCACAACCUUUUGACUUCCAUCCCCAAAAACCUGCCUCCAUCCCUUGUGGAGCUGCGUAUCCAUGACAAUCACAUCAAGAAAGUGCCGGCAUUUAGCUUCUCAGGCCUCCACAACAUGCAUGUCAUUGAAAUGGGUCGUAAUCCACUUCAGAACAGUGGUUUCGAACCUGGAGCAUUUAUGGGCCUUAAACUGAACUACUUGCGCAUUUCUGAAGCCAAACUCACCGGAAUUCCCAAAGACCUUCCCAGUAGUCUCAAUGAGCUUCAUUUGGACAGUAAUCAGAUUCAGGCCAUUGAGUUUGUGGAUCUCAGCCAGUACACCCAGCUGCAGAGGUUGGGACUCGGCAGUAACCAGAUUCGCCACAUUGAGCACGGUGCUUUAUCUUACCUCACCAACCUGAGAGAGCUGCACCUUGACAACAACCGUCUGUCCGGUGUGCCCAGCGGACUGCCUCAUCUGAAGUAUCUGCAGGUUGUCUACCUCCAUUCAAACAACAUCACUAAUGUUGGAGUGGAUGACUUCUGCCCUACGGGUUUCGGAGUGAAGAGGGUGUUCUACAAUGGCAUCAGCCUCUUUGACAACCCAAUCAGGUAUUGGGAGGUGCAGCCCGCUACAUUCCGCUGUGUCAGUGACCAAAUGGCUGUACAGUUUGGCAACCACAAGAAAUGAAAAAAAAAAAAUGCACAAAGCCAAUCCAGGAGAGCAAGAGGAAAAUGCCCAUAAUUUGUGUAAAUCGAGAUAUUUGAGUGAAGAAGAUGAAUAAACAUUUUCAUGGAGGCAUAAUUCAGAAGAAACAUGGACUCCAUUUAAACGGAAGUCAAACCGGUCUAUUGAAAACUGAAUAUUGAUGUGUGUAAUUCCCU